AUGGUGGCCCCGCAGCACUCACAGGUGCGUCAAAACUACCAUCCCGACUGUGAGAUCUCGGUGAACAACCUGAUCAACCUGGAGCUCUAUGGCUCCUAUAUGUGCCUGUCGCUCUCGUUUUACUUCGACCGCGAAGAAGUCGCCUUGAAGCACUUCGCUGACUACUUCCUGAUGCUGUCAGAUACGGAGAACGACAACGCUGAGAGGCUCAUGGAGUUCCAGAUCCUGAGAGGCGGCCGCCUCCGUCUCCGCGACGUCAAGAAGCCAGAUCGCGACAACUGGCAGAGCGGCCUGAAGGCCCUGAAGUGCGCCCUGUACCUGAAGAAGACGAUCAACCAGAAUCUGAUGGAUCUGCACAACUUGGCCACCAGCAACAACGACCCUCAUCUGUGCAACUUCCUGGAGACCUACUACCUCGACCAGCAAGUGAGGGCCAUGAAAGAGUUGGGGGAACAUCUCACCAACCUGCUCGACUUGGAAGAUGCCCUGCUGGCCGAUUUCAGCUUUGACAAGCUCACCCUGGGUGAGCGCAACAUGGACUGA
Condylura cristata (star-nosed mole) is the source of this 543-nucleotide messenger RNA. RefSeq names its product ferritin heavy chain-like. Gene Ontology annotation, cellular component: cytoplasm. Gene Ontology annotation, molecular function: ferric iron binding; ferrous iron binding. The transcript has a single exon. Lineage: Eukaryota; Metazoa; Chordata; Mammalia; Eulipotyphla; Talpidae. Gene Ontology annotation, biological process: iron ion transport; intracellular iron ion homeostasis. The coding region runs from base 1 to 543 and encodes 180 amino acids. The record is from RefSeq and is a predicted model, not a curated record.